AUGAUGAAUACCGCAUGGAAAGAUGAACAGCCCCCAUCCUUCAUCCAUUUCAUUUCGUCUUUCCUCAGUGAAAACUCGUAUCGGCUUAACUUCCUCCCAAUUGCCCCUGUAAUGCUCUACAUUUGUUUUUGUGAUGAAAUGAUAUGGGAGUCUUACCUCUUCCUGCAUUUUUAUGCAUUUCAUCGGGUCUUUUUGGCUGUAUUGACGAUCAUAUAAAAUUUGAUCUGAUACUGCAUCCUGCAAUAAUUUAUUGGACCACAUUAUCUUUCAAUGUUAUCGAUUCCUCCGUGUAGAGUCGCCUUCUCUCAUGUUAUCGCUUUACUUAUCCCCUUUAUCCCUUUAACUCAUUCAUCUUUCAAUGCAUUCUACAACGCUUUAUUAUAGGACUUCAUCUUCAACAACGGAGGAUUAUCGGUUGCGUUUGUCUUUGUAACUAGCUGGGACCCCAACGACGUUUCUUCCGUCUUUAGCAGGUAUCCGACUGCCGCCGCCAAUUCAUUAGUGUGAUUCUUUUUAAAACCUAUUAGUAAUUCCACGUGUUUCAGGGUUGGAAAACUGAAGAAGCAAUUCGGACAUUUUUAUGUCAUCGUUUCGGUCCCCACCAGGGAGCAAAAUGACUCGUUCUAUAGAUCAUAUUUUAAGUAUGUGGUAAAAAAAGUAAUUUCAAACUGACUUGUACUCUUGUGGAGAAUGCCGUGACGCACACUAGUUAUAGUCAGGUAUGCUGUGGAGCUUGGCAGCCCAACAUUUGUGUCUGUCCGAGAUCCAGAGAUGGGAUUUGAGAAGAUUUUGAAGAUUGCACACGCGCAUGGGGGUAAAGCCAGACUUAUUCUAUUUGGUAGACACGAAGGAAUCCCGCCUCUGUUGUGACAUGUUUUCAGUGUUCAUCUCUAGUGUGUAAACGGGAAGGUGCCAUAAACAAGUUAAAGAUUGAGGUUAGUUAAUUUUCUAUGAUUAGCCGUGCUUUUUUUAUUCUUUGAGAUAUGAUCGAUGAAGUCCUUUGUUUUAAAAGCGUGCCAGGCAGGUACAAGGAAUCGACAUGUUUCUCAGAGUAGUCACAUCUAUACCCGGAAUAAAUAAUCACGACGCAAAUGCGGUAAGUUUUCUUUCUUCGCCUAGAGAUGAACUUUUCUAUAUUUUUUAUUUCAUCUGAUGCUAUGGUCUGUUUGACCUUCCUUCUGAAUAUUUAAAUCCAUCUUCAGAACACUGGUCGCAGAUUGUUUAGCUUAGUCGCAGACUAUUUAAAUCCAUCUUCGACUACUUUAAGCCAUGCAAAAUCCUCUUCUUCUUUUUUUUUACUGAGGUUAUGUUCCAUUCCUAACAGACAUGCAUUCCAUUCACACUGUUGACUAUGCGCAGCUCAUUCAGACCAUUGGUUCUAUUGAAUCCAUAUCCAAGGCUUCAAAGGCGUUCCUAUUGGAAAACACAGAUCUAUCGGCUGACAAAGCAGAAAGAGUAUUGAGGUUCUUCCGAGAUCCGCAGUUUUACCUCAGUCCAAAGUUCAACUAG
This is a messenger RNA of Spirodela intermedia, 1509 nucleotides long. NCBI's taxonomy places the organism in Eukaryota, Viridiplantae, Streptophyta, Magnoliopsida, Alismatales, Araceae. The record is from the annotation of a GenBank genome assembly.